AUGCUGCAGGAGGGUAGCACUUGGCUUCAAAAAGAGUUUCAAAAGAUUUUUGUUGAAGGUUUCGUCCUGGAUGAUCCUGGAUGGCUGUCAGAUGGAGAAGGUCUGCAGUUGAAAGGAAGUGUUGGCACAUGCAAGGAUCUAGUGCGCCAAGCUGCUUGCGACUUUCUCAAUCGCCCCGGUCUGCCAGUCUUGCGCGAGCUUGACAUGCACGCCUACGUCGUGCUGUCUUUGAGACCCUUGGAGCAUAGCUUGGACACCUUGAAGCCCUUUAACCUGAGACCCAAUGCAUCUCAGUGCAUCCCGGUCCCUGUGCCGCAUCGGCCAGGAAACUACAACCGUGGAGCACCACUGGUGCCACACAAGGGUGUCGGAAACGAUGUGGUGACCAUCACAUUUGGCCAGGAUUCAGGGCUCUCUUCUUGGACACGCUUCCAGUCCGAGAGUCGGCAGUUCCGCUUCGCACAGUACAUGCAUGUCUUCAUGGAAAAGCUCGGGCACCCCCUGAAAUUUUACGAAACCUUGGAUGGCAGGGUGCUGGUGCCCUACCAGUGUGUGGUCUCCCGUCAGGAAUGGGAGAAACUGAGAGAUGUCUUUGCUCCAGCCUUUGGUAAGCAGAAGGCCGCUUAUCGCCGGGCCAAUGAAGGGGCCUCUGCGCCAAGUUGGACGGACUCGAUUCGACCCCAUUUCUUGUCCACGCGGCCGGAGUGGCUUCUACCUCCGUCAGAUGCGGUGACGACCAAUGACAACGCCGAGAGCGAUGCCACGAAACUCGUGGUCCGAAACACCUUCCUGGAGCUGCAGGAGGCUGUAAAACAAGCAGCUGAAGUUGGAAAGGCAAAAGCAUCGGCGCAAGGUCAUGGCCGCAGUAAGGUGGGAUCGCUGAGUUUCCAACCCCACGCCUGUGCAGCGCGUGUUCGAGUGCGUUUCAUUUCGCUCCGCACGCUAGAGGCUGAUGCAGUAGCCUGUAGCGCCCAUGUGCCCAGCUUAGUCACGCAAGGA
Molecule: messenger RNA, 999 nt
Organism: Cladocopium goreaui
Lineage: Eukaryota; Dinophyceae; Suessiales; Symbiodiniaceae
Source: the annotation of a GenBank genome assembly